Molecule: messenger RNA, 3461 nt
Organism: Physella acuta
Lineage: Eukaryota; Metazoa; Mollusca; Gastropoda; Physidae
Source: RefSeq, a predicted model, not a curated record
AUCUCAGACUUCUAGUACGGUGUGCUUGGCCUGGAGCCGUUACACAGGUGAUUUCUGGACCCACGGGGUAAGCCCAUGUGAGAAACAACCUGGCACGUCAAGUUUAAUGGUCUAAAAAUAGCCCGGCUCAUCAGACACGUCACCAUAAAACUAACCGUUUCUUCCCGCCUAUUGUUGAGACGCCGGCGAAAACCUUCUCUGAUCUAACAAUCGGCAAUCAAUUUCAGUCACGUGACUCCGAAAACCAAUCGCAGCGGCCGAGAUCUAGUAUCUACAUCCGGGUGCUUGGUGAGAGAAAGGCCCAGGGGAAGGAACUCUCAUUUCUCCUAUCUGCUGCCAGAGUGACCGGCAGUGCUGACUUUUGCUGGCAUGCUGCUCUGAUUGCGUCACAGCUGUGAUUACGUCACACACUGACCACCAUGGGAUCGGGGGCGUCGACCACACCCAAGGCGGAGAAACCUGGCAGGGGGCCGGAGGACCUGGCCAAAAAGAGGAUGUCGCUUCACACUUCCGUCUCACACUACCACAAGAGCCAAGCCCCGCCCCCUCCCGCUCCUCCCCUCAGCAGAAAACAUGAGAUCUUCAAGGAGGGGGAGGGAAAGGAGGUGGAACAGCACGUUAGCAACCUGAAGCCGGAGAUGAACUAUGGGACCUUCAAGGAGCUGGUCCAGUACCUGACCGGGCCUGACCACUGGUCAGACGUUGACCGACUCCGCUCCAUCUUUCGCUGGGUCACGUCAGUCAAUGUUUUCAAUGUCAAGGUUGAGCGCCAACCCCCAGCCAACUCCCCCAUGGACUACUUCCUGAAGAUACAAAACAACGCGGGAAACCACGCCCACCUUUUAGCCGGCCUCUGUCAACUGGCCAACAUCCCCUGCACCAUCCUGAACGGGGUCAACAAGAGCGCCGCCUACGAGUGCGGCAAGCGCGUGGACCGCUCGCGCAUGUCCGCCCAGUGGAACGCUGUCUACGUCAGCAACAGCUGGAGGUUCAUUGACGCUUUCUGGGCCAGCUCGUGUGUCGUCGGCAAAAAGUCAGGUGAGUGGACCUUGAUGGACUCAGACGGCGAGUUGGUCGAGGCGGACGAGGACCAGAACGAGGGGGAAACGCUGCACCGGAUCAACGAGUUCUACUUCCUGCCGGACGCCGACCAGUUCAUCUGGACACACUUCCCAGACGACAGCCGGUGGCAGCUGCUCCAACAUCCGGUCACCUUGGCCGAGUUUGAAGAACACUACUACGUCAGAGAACGUUUUCACAUUUUAGGUAUGUCCAACAUCGCCUCCACCAAGCUGAAGUGUGUGGCGGAGACAAAAGACGGGGAAGUAGAGUUUUGUUUCGGCCUGCCGGCAGAGCGUAGCGGCAACUUCCGGUUCAAGUACAUGCUGUACCGGUCCAAGCAGGAUGUGGGUGAGAACCGGGUGGAUUUGUUCCUGGACCGGUUCGUCCUGUUUGAGCAAAGGGAGGACGUGCUGAGGUUCGCCCUCAGGUUCCCCAUCAAGGGCAGCUUCAAGCUGGACAUCUACGGCCUUGACCUCACCGACGGGGAUGUGUUUGACCUCUGCUGCACGUACAUCAUCAACUGCCCGCAGGCCAAGAAGAACUGCAUGCCGCUGCCAGACUGCCCGCCCCUGGGGUGGGGUCCGGUGGCCGAGACCCGGGCAGCUGGCCUGAAGCCCCUGACCCACAAGCAGGCGGAGGUGAGCUCCAAGGACGGGUUUGUUGAGAUCCGGCUGGGCAAGGAGCGAGCCCUGGCCUUCCACCAGAUGCUCAAACACGCCGUCCUGGACGAGGCGACGCUGAGCAAGUACGUGGUCACGGAGCUGGACAGCGAGCAGGCGGUCAUCUACCUGCGCCUGCCGCAGAACGGCGAGUACGCCCUCAAGCUGUUCGCCCAGGGGCUGGAGGACGAGGGCGCGGCGCCCAACGUCUUGAACUACUUGAUCAACUGCAGCGGCGCGGACAGCGGUCAGCCCUUCCCUAACCUGGCCAGCGGACAGCUGGGCCGGCAUCAGAUGAACAGCGACAAGUACGGGGUCAAGGCCGUGACCCACCCCAACGGCAUGUUGGAGGCCAAGGACGGGAAGUUGAGUGUGGCCUUCACCUCUGACCCGGAUGUUGAGCUGGUGUGUGAGCUGCACACGAAUGACGGCAGGGCGGCGAGCAAGAUGACGUCAGCGGUCAGCAAUAAAAACGGCAAGUGGACGUUUGACCUUGACCUGCCUGUGAAGGGUGAGUACUCACUCAACGUGUUUGCGCGGCGGAAAGGUGAGCAAGGUCAGAUCCACAGCGUGCACACCUACCUGGUGCGGUCAGCCGGCAGGGAUGGUGGUGGUGAUGACGUAGAUGGUGUUGGUGACGUCAACGUGGUCAUCCCUACAGAGACAGUGGAGACCAGCGACAGUGAGGUGAUGAUCCCCGUCCCCCCGGGCUGCAGGCGAGCGGUGGCUGCCGUACACAGGAGGAACGGGAACGACGCCCCUGACCCCAACCAGAUCGAGUUCAUCUCGGCAGACGACAUGGACCUGGUCAAGGUCAAGCUCAAGGACUACGGCGAGUACAUGCUCAACUUGUACAAAGUGGACGAGAACGCUAAUGUGGUGGAGAACGUGGCCAAGUACCAGAUCAACCGACGCCGACCUGGCGAGCUCUACAACAACAACAUCAGCACCAUCAUGGACGACAUCAAGCCCAGCAGACAAGACACUGAUGACGUCAAGAUGGGCGGGACUGAAGAAGACAACAAACGGCUGGCCAGGAAGAACGUGCAGAACGCCCUUGACCUUAAAGACCAGCGCCGUCUGGAAGAAGCCGUCCAGAAGUUUCUUGAGACGGGUAUCGAUACCAACGAUCCGCUGCUGGUCAAGGCCAAACAACAACUGGACAUCAUGAAGGCCAAAGCUGAGCUGGUCGAGGCCACACAGAGACGAGACAUGGCGGCCCUAGAGAAGGCCAUAGCCAAAGCCAAGAGCGUCAACGGCAAGCACGACCUUGACCUCCAGAUCGCCUUGGCGGUCAAGCUGAGGGAGCACCUGGCCAAGAUCGAGAAACUUCGUCACGCCGUGCUCAACAUGGAGGGCAAGACCAUCUCGGAGAUCAAGUCCUACUCCAACCCGCCGGAUGGCGUCCAUCAGUGUCUGAUGGCCACAUUCCUGCUGCUGGGUCAUCAGCUUAAGGAGCUCAAUGCGUGGCAGAAGGUGCAGGCCCUGAUGGGGAAGACAGGCCGUGAGUCAGUCAUGCGGAAAAUCUCCCAGUUUGAGGCCCAGACGGCGUCUUUAAAGAGCGCUCAGAUCGCCAAGAAGAUUGUGGAGCCCUACACAAAGGAGCAGAUCCGUGACGUCAGCGCAGGGGCGGCUACCUUCUACAUAUGGGCUCUAGGUAUGAUCGAAGAAGUUGAAUCUUACGGCGGAUCAGAGCAGAACGACCAGAUGCACCUUAAGAAGUAAUGGCUGGGGGGGGGG